CUGCGCCAGCGGCCCUUUGAAGCUGAAGCCAGUCAAUUUCCCAAAUCCGCGCAUUCUAUUAGUUGGCUAUCUGAUUCUCUUGUUUUCUACGCGAUAUGCGUUGUCGCGGUACUGCAAUGACUCUGCUGUGGUCUUGGAUGCUUCAAAACGCGAUCGCUUGGUGUUGGUUCCGCGUCCGCGCCUACUACCAAGCAACAUGCACCUGCCCACCCCCUACGUGCACAAUCUACUGCGCUCUGAUCUGUUGCCUUGCUUUACUGUAUUUUAACGGUCGCAUAUGUUCAAGAAUCGUCGUCGCACGUGAAUUGAGCGAUUUAAUCUGCUUGCGACGCGGCUGCUAACACUGGUCGUCCAGUCAUCAUGCCUAAGGAAAAGACCACACGCAAGACCAAGGCCCGCGGUGAGGGUGGCAAGAGAAAGAAGGGU
Molecule: messenger RNA, 426 nt
Organism: Talaromyces proteolyticus
Lineage: Eukaryota; Fungi; Ascomycota; Eurotiomycetes; Eurotiales; Trichocomaceae
Exons: 1
Coding region: 96-341 (81 amino acids)
Source: RefSeq, a predicted model, not a curated record